Messenger RNA from Olea europaea var. sylvestris, 564 nucleotides. RefSeq names its product early nodulin-93-like. Bases 138 to 461 code for a protein of 107 amino acids. The record is from RefSeq and is a predicted model, not a curated record. The transcript has 3 exons. NCBI's taxonomy places the organism in Eukaryota, Viridiplantae, Streptophyta, Magnoliopsida, Lamiales, Oleaceae.
AAACCAUCAAAUGUUGUUGCUGAAAAAAAGAUUCAGGGGGCUAUCAAAUCUCUAUAAAUACCUAACUCCAUCAACCCCAAAGACUCCACCAAUAUUUCUCUCUUUGAUUAACUACAAACCAACCAAACCACACUAUAAUGGCCAAAAAUGUUGCUGAAAUAACCAGUUUGGCUUCCCUCGAUCAAAGACUAGCCAUUGCCAAGCGUUGUUCUCAUGAAGGUGUAAUGGCGGGAGCCAAAGCAGCGGUCAUGGCUUCCAUUGCUACCGCAAUUCCUACUUUGGCAAGUGCAAGAAUGAUGCCUUGGGCAAGAGCUAAUCUCAAUCCCACUGCUCAGGCCCUAAUCAUCUCCACAGUGGCUGGAAUGGCGUAUUUUAUUGUGGCUGACAAGACUGUUCUGGCUACAGCACGUCGAAAUUCCUUCAAGGGGGCUUCUCCCCGUGACAACUUUAUUGAACCAUGAUUGCUAUUACUUUUGUUUGAAGCAAUCAAUUAUGUCGUGUAUGUAUAAAUCCACCUUUUACCGCUUUUAAUAUAUAAAAUAAAUUUGCCUUUUCAUCGCAAAA